GCGGCUGGGUGGGGAAUGGAAAUGUUCAAGGGGACGCCAAAGGAAAAAAUGCUUCGCUGGCUCUCAGAGAGCUACGCUGUCCCCAUAAUUGCAUCCAGACUCUUUCACGCCCCAAGAAAAGAGUGAUGCAGGCUCUCUGCAACUGCGCCAGGCACAGCCUGGAUUUCCUGGCAGGGAUCUGAAGGUAAAGUGUCGGGCACUAAUGUGAAUAGAUGCCCCACCCAGCAACCUAGCUCUGGGGAGAGUGUUUCCUUUCUCAGAGUGAGGAUGGCAAGGGGAAGAUAAAUGCACUGGGCUGGCACCAUGAGAGUUAGACUUUUGCACUGUGAUAGAGAGCAGUGCAAGCGCUGGCUGGGCACGAGGAUGGUGAGAGUGGUGUGGGCACCAGCUGGGUAUGGGAGCAGUGAGAGUUGAAGAGUACAUGGCUAGCCGCCCCAGGGUGAAAGCACAGAGAGGGGCCCUUUCUGCAGGUUGGUUUCCUGCCCAUUCCUCCUCAAACCUGGUGCUCCCUGCUGUGUGCCAAGCACCAGCAUUGCCUUGGGCACGCCUUGGUGCAGAGGCCUCUGUGUCAAAUCCCCAUGACACCACCUCACCCAGCUGUGUCCAAUAGGAUGGGAGCAGUGCCCUCUACACCAGGGAGGGAGUGAGCCAGAGAGCAAGGACCCAGGCUGGGCCUUGGGCCGAGACCCUGGCCAGGGCUGAUUCUGGAGAAGGAAUCUCCCCUCCUCACCCAUAAAUUCCUUUGUCCCGUGCUGUAACAAAGGCAGCCUCUACAGAGAGGCAAGAGGCUGGCAGGGCCGUGGGCAGUGCCACUGAAUGCCUCAGGGAGAGAGGGGGACAGCAACUGGCCUGAGGCUGCAGUUCGGAGCCCGUCCUGCCCUCUCCAGCUCAAGGCGUUGGCAACCUGCACCACAGGGUGCUCCGUGGCCUUGGGGUUCAAAGCCAGGAGCAGCCAGAGAUCAGCAGCUGUUAAAGAGCCCUGAUGUGCUGACCCCUGUGCUCCACCCUCCCGCCCCGUGGUUCCGGGCAGCUGAGAGGCAUGAGACAGCAAUGGCGUUCCAGGCAGCCCCAUCUGGGACACUGCAGCCCCGGAGCGUGCGACCCCUGGGACCUCUCCUGCAAGGCUGGGGACCGGAGCCUGCUGCGCAGAAAGCACUGCUCCUCUGCAACUCUCUUCCCACGCCCCUGCAGGGGACAUUCAGGGCAGCUGGGAAUCCCCAUCUCUGGGAGAGACACGGUGCACAUCCAGCAGGAGCAGGGGGCAGCGGCUGCUUUCCCCACAGUCUCUCCUCUCCAGCCCCCUAUGCCACGGCAGGGGGCUGCCUGAACCCUGAGGGGCCCCAGGGCCCCAGCUUGGAAGACUUCGUCCCAUCCCACUUCCAGAAGAGGGAAUUUCUUCCUGCUGCCAGGAGCCCGGCAGCCCCCACGGUCACAUCCCCGCAGCCAUCCAUGUGGGUCCCACUGCAACACAGAGGACCCAGGGUGCCCGUGAUCCAUAACUGCAGCUCCAACACCCUGAACUUUGAGUUCCGUGACACGUCUCCCCGCACAGCCUGCAAUGGCACUGCCGAGCCUAGGAGAGCUGCCCCCAGGAGCUCAGUGAGCGACUGGUACCAGACCUGGCCUGCCAAAGAAACGAAGACGCUGAGUUCUCAGGCAGGGCCUGUUCCCAUCCCGGCUGGGUCGGCAAUGGGACCCCUGGAGAACGGCCCUCUGCCUGUGCCCCACGCAGCCCCCUGUUCGGCCGCCUGGACCAAGGAUAGCAAGAGGAAGGACAAGCGAUGGGUGAAGUACGACGGGAUCGGCCCGGUGGAUGAGACAGGGAUGCCGAUCGCAUCACGAUCCAGCGUGGACCGGCCCCGGGACUGGUACCGGAGCAUGUUCCAGCAGAUCCACCGCAAGCUCCCGGAACCGCACCUGGACUGGGAUUUCCACCACUGCGUGGAGCCACGCCCUCCGGCACUUGCACGAAAGGACCCCGCGCCAAGUGGCUCCCCUUACCUGCAGAAUGGCCUGGACUGGAGGGGCCAGGAGGCAGCCAACGAUGCCGCAAUGGAGCCCGGAAGCAUUUUCGACUACGAACCCGAGAAAUCAUCAGUAUUUGACCAUCCCAAUCCAGCUGCAGAGCCCCUGGCGGGAAGUGCUGACAGCUGGUACCAAUUUCUGAAGGAGCUGGAGACGGGGAACCUGCCUAAGAAGCCCCUGGCAACAUUUCCUGCGGAGCCUCCCCCACCGUCCCAGCCAAUCGAGGUGUUACUGGAGAGAGAGCUAAAGCAGCUUAGCGAGGAGCUAGACAAGGACAUGAAAGCCCUGGAGACACAUCGGCACCCUUGCAAGACUUCCUCUGCGGCUCCCUGUGCUUGCUCCCCUUGCCUGACCUCUGCUGCCCGCAGCCCGCCGUCUGCCUGCCGUUCCCAUCCUGCCUCGGCGCAGAGCCCCCCCGCUGCCCACCACUGCCCACCUGCCAGCCCCAGCAUGGAGAGAGGGGACCUGGGCCUGGCCACGAGCGAUUGGAGCAGGUCUCCCCUCAGGAAAGAUCCCCCAGGCCACCCUGGGAAAAGCCCCUGGGCUGAUGGGAGUGAGUCCAUAGAGGCGGUGGAUGGACCGGUAAAGAGAGAGGACAAGAAGAUGAAAGCUGCUCGCGUCAAGUUUGACUUCCAGGCUGAGUCCCCAAAGGAGUUGACCAUGCAGAAGGGGGACAUCGUCUAUAUCCACAAGGAGGUGGACAGGAACUGGCUGGAAGGAGAGCACUAUGGGAGGGUGGGCAUAUUCCCCUCCAACUACGUGGAGAUCCUGCCUCCCACCGAAGUGCCGAAGCCCAUCAAGCAACCCACCAUCCAGGUGCUGGAGUAUGGAGAGGCCUUGGCCCAGUACAACUUCAAAGGGGACCUGGUGGUGGAGCUGUCCUUCCGCAAGGGCGAGCGCAUCUGCCUGGUCCGCAAGGUGGAUGAGAACUGGUAUGAGGGACGGAUCUCUGGCACCAGCCGCCAGGGCAUCUUCCCGGCCAACUACGUGCAGGUGGUGAAGGAGCCGCGGGUCAAGGCCUCAGAGGAGUUCCCCGCCUCCCCAAACUUGACUGCCCCUGCCUCCCCAAGGCUGCUGGCUCACGCAGGCUCACCGGCCCAGCUGCACUCGCCCGGUAGCCUGCGUUCCGAUCCCUCGUCGUCCUUCCUGGCGGGCUCUCCCACUGCCCAACGGCGCGGCACGGAGGGGGGCAUCCUGUCAUCCUCACCGCGCCAUUUCGGCUUCACCUUCCCUGCCUCCCCCAAACUGCAGCAUGCCGGAGUCUCGUCCAGCCUCCUCCAGGGGCCCCAGAGCCCCCAUCUGGCCCCCAGCACCGCCUUGCUCUCCCCCCUGAGUCUGAGCCCGCAGCCUCCGGCCCCCUCCCGGCCACAGGAGAGUCCACCCGCAGCAGUGCCCUCCUCGCUCCCUGGGCAGAGCUCCGUCCAUGAAGCCUCGGUACCUACAGGCUGCCACCUGGGCGGUGCUGGGCACCUCCCCCAGGCCGUCCCGUCUGACAACGGCUCCAGCAUACAGUGGACCCCGUUCCGGGCCAUUUAUCAGUACAGACCCCAGAACGAGGACGAGCUGGAGCUGCGCGAAGGGGACCGGGUGGACGUCAUGCAGCAGUGUGACGAUGGCUGGUUUGUGGGUGUGUCCAGGAGAACCCAGAAAUUCGGCACCUUCCCUGGCAAUUACGUUGCUCCUGUGUAACGUCCCCCUGCCCUGCACCCCAGCACGAGCCAAGAAGAAGCUGCAGCUGCGACUCAGGCUCCUGCAGCCGACCCAGAGCCGGCGCCGCACCCUGAAACAAGGAGAGGAACCAGGAGACGGGGAUUGGGCCCAGCCCCCGCCCCCACGGACAUUCCCAGCAGGACCCUUUUGGUGGCUGCUGCUGGGGAGCUCGGCACUGGGACGGGCACCUGCCUCCCCUAGUAAAAGACCCCCGCUUCCCUGUCCCAGUCAUUCAGCUCAGCUUCCAGCACUGCCUCGUGGGGCUCCCUCUAACGGGGACCAGUCCCCCAGCCUUACCCCCCCGUGGGGCUCCCUCUAACGGGGACCAGUCCCCCGGCCUUACCCCCCCGUGGGGCUCCCUCUAACGGGGACCAUCCCCCAGCCUUACCCCCCAUGGUGCUCCCUCUAACAGGGACCAGUCCCUGUCCUUUCCCCUCCCCGUGGGGCUCCCUCUAACAUGGACCAAUCCCCCAGUCUUACCCCCCCAUGGGGCUCCCUCUAACGGGGACCAAUCCCCCAGACUUACCCCUCGUGGAGCUCCCUCUAAUGGGGACCAGUCCCUGUCCUACCCCCCCCGCCAUGGGGCUCCCUCUAACGGGGACCAGUCCCUGUCCUUCCACCCCCCACCCCGUGGGGCUCCCUCUAACAGGGACCAGUCCCUGUCCUUCCCCACACACCCCCGCCCCGUGGGGCUCCCUCUAACGGGGACCAGUCCCUGUCCUUCCCCACACACCCCUGUGGGGCUCCCUCUAACAUGGACCAAUCCCCCAGUCUUAGCCCCCGUGGGGCUCCCUUUAACAGGGACCAGUCCCUGACAUUACCCCGCCCCCGUGGGGCUCCCUCUAACGGGGGA
Dermochelys coriacea (leatherback sea turtle) is the source of this 4588-nucleotide messenger RNA. RefSeq names its product sorbin and SH3 domain containing 3 (gene SORBS3). Gene Ontology annotation, molecular function: protein binding. Lineage: Eukaryota; Metazoa; Chordata; Testudines; Dermochelyidae. The coding region runs from base 817 to 3714 and encodes 965 amino acids. The transcript is spliced from 24 exons. The record is from RefSeq and is a predicted model, not a curated record.